AUGGUAGGAUCUCGCGACUUAACUCAGCUUGCGAUGAUGUUACAAAAACAUAGGCUGAAAGCCUUCUGCAUGCUUCGGCUCUUCAAAGAAGGUCUGCAAUUAGACGCGAAAACCUGGAGAAGUUUGAGUGUGUGGGCAACUGGAUGCGUGAGGGUAUCAUUGUGCCCAAGUCUCACGGUGGCAGGGGCGUUGUUUCGAGCGUUGCUGUUGAACUUGGCGUUGAAACAGAGACAGAGGACUUCCUGGAUUAGGGAGAAGUCGGCACUGUUCAACGUCGCGAACUCGAUUUUGGCUUCAAUAUGCACCUGCAACAAUCUGGGGAAUGCCUUCAGGGUAUAUGACCUCCCCCCAGAUGCCGAAACCAUCAGGGAAGGAGGUCCUGUGUGGAGGCUGCUCGUUGUCGACGGCUCCUUUGCCUUUCGAGAACACUGUAUGAAACUCAAUAUCCUCGUUGACUUCUUGCUGCUGCACUUAAGGCAUAUCUUACAGCCUAUGGAUGUAGGCGUGUUUCAAUAUCUGAAGAAUGCACAUCAGAGGAAGCUUCGCGAGGCGUUGAGGAAGGGAAAGCUGACCCUUAACCGCCGUGGUUUUGCAGGAGCUCUUCAGGUAGGAGGCUCACAGCUUGACCUUCUCUCAAGAGCCCCUCAUUUCACAAUGUCUGAGCCGCCCAGUCGAGUCCAGGCGAGACAUCGAUGGGGCUGUCCACGACUGCCGGGCUAUUCUGCAGGAGGGCUGCACGGGCUCUUCGGCUCAGAUUAG
Molecule: messenger RNA, 759 nt
Organism: Fusarium mangiferae
Lineage: Eukaryota; Fungi; Ascomycota; Sordariomycetes; Hypocreales; Nectriaceae
Exons: 1
Coding region: 1-759 (252 amino acids)
Source: RefSeq, a predicted model, not a curated record